This is a messenger RNA of Plodia interpunctella (Indianmeal moth), 1889 nucleotides long. It is a transcript of the gene Marc, whose product is annotated as Mitochondrial amidoxime reducing component. The transcript is spliced from 8 exons. Bases 143 to 1144 code for a protein of 333 amino acids. NCBI's taxonomy places the organism in Eukaryota, Metazoa, Arthropoda, Insecta, Lepidoptera, Pyralidae. The record is from RefSeq and is a predicted model, not a curated record. Gene Ontology annotation, molecular function: pyridoxal phosphate binding; catalytic activity; molybdenum ion binding.
GCCCGCCACCAGGCCGCCGGCCGAAUUGACAGUCCUACAUCGGUUCCGAUGCGCGCUGUACGUAAACACAGCGAUUAGUAUUUUCUUGUGUUGAUUUAAGUUUAGAUUCGGGGUCCAGGUCCUGUUGACUUUUCUUAAAGCUAUGUCGUGUCAACGUGGUCAGUAUGUGACAGCGGCUGUGGUAACCGCCGGGGCCAUCAGCGGAGCUUACUACGCCUACCGCUGGUACCAGGAGAAUGCGACAAAGAUACCCGAACAAUGGACCCAAGUCGGCACUCUCAAGGACAUCUACGCCUACCCGGUCAAGUCGUGUGGGCCCGUCAUUAUGAACAAAGCUGAACUCUCGAUUUUAGGGUUAAAAGACGGAUGGCUUAGAGACAGAUUUCUGAUGGUGGUGGACGAGAAGAACAACUUCGUGACAGCGCGCGCGUACCCGGAGAUGCUACUGGUGCACCCAUCCGUCAAGAGCUCCGUGUUGACCCUCAAGCAUGCUGACAUGGAACCUGUGCACGUCAACUUGGCAGAGGUAGUUACAAAUCAGUGCGCAAAAACUGCCCGCGUGUGGGGAGUAGAGGUGCCAGUGUUCGAUUGCGGCCAUGAAACCAGCGAGUGGAUCUCUAGAAUUUUAGACAAGUCAUCGAACAACUUCAGGCUAGUGUAUUACGCUUCGCACGGAGCUCGCACUCUCAGGGCUGGCACCAGCAAGAUCUACAGGUUUACUAAGAAUGAUACUGGCGCUUUACCCGACGAGGUGCCGUUCAACUUGGUCAACCAAGCGUCCGUGGACGACCUGAACACGCGGCUGAAGGAGACGCAAGUCACACCGCGCAACUUCCGUCCUAACUUCGUGAUGAAAGGCGGCAAGGCCUAUGAUGAGGACAACUGGAAGUUCGUCAAGAUUGGAGACAACGUUUUUGAAAUCAUCAAGCCGUGCUUUAGAUGCAUUUUGACCACAAUUGACCCAGAGACAGGAGUGCGAAACGUCAAUGCAGACCCUCUGGAAACACUUAAAACCUACCGGCAGUCGACGGAGCCAGCAGCGCGGCGCAGCGCAGGCUCGUCCCCGCGGAUGGGCGUCCAGAUGUCGCUGCGCUCGGCGCCCGGCGGGUUGGUCAAGCUCGACGACCCAAUUUACGUAGCCUAAGACUACGUACAGGAGGGCGAAGCACGGGUUUGCAUUUCAUUUCUGAUUAUCGAGUGGAUUCCAAGUGACAAGUAGCGAACCAAUUACAUGUCAUUGCGUCACAAUGGCGCACUGUGAUUGGUUAGCUGCGUUUCACUUCGAAUAAACUCGAUGGUCAUGUAAAUAAGCAAAGUCGCGCUACGCACUGCUUUUUCUUUCAGACCCAUAACGUAUGAGAUACCUUCUGGUCUGAUGUUUCGGUGGGUGUGAUCCAGCGUAAGUGGAAAAGGUAAUAGCCACUGCAGACAAGACUGGAUCUUUCUUUUUCACCGAUGUGAAAAUACACUAAGAUAUAAGAAUUAUUAGCAUUUUUCUACUUGGGCUAGAAACUAAUGGGUGGUGGCAGUGUUUUGAAUUUAACAACAUAUUAGUGAUAUGGUCGGUGGAUCUUCGGGUACAUAUAUAGAUCAAGUAUUCAUUUCAACAUAUUUUUUUAAUGGAUUUAGUAGCACAUAGCCUACUACAUAUACUAUCGCCCUUCGUUCACUUUUUAAAAUAUUUUCAAGCAAUCGGCAACAAUUAAUAUUUAGGAAUUAAAAUUAAUAAACGCAAAUGUCCAAAGACAAAAACCAACAACAAUACGUAUGGUCUAGUCUAGACACAACGACUUCAUAUCUCAGUAAUGCGAAUAUUUUAAUUUUUAGUGAUAAGAAUAACUAAGUAUAUAAUGUACCAAAUGUAAAUAAAAUAACGGUUUUAAGUUAAA